AUGGCUCUUGUUGCAUCUCCUCCCCUGCCCUCAGUGGAUGUGAUAAUGGACGACUCGCCAGAGCACGAGAUGGCCCAAGUCAGAGUCGAAAUCGAAAAGCUCACUCAACAGCGCAAGGUUCUCGCGGCCUCUCUUCUUGCCUCAACGAAAGCCCAGUCGCGCCUUUCAAACUCCUCUCCAGCCCUGAACGCACCCUCAAACGACAAUAGCCCUCUUCAACUGCAAGACCUACAACUGCAUUCCCAAACGAACGCCCAUCGACUCGCUUUUGGAGUGACCUCAUUCCCCUUCCACGAUCCCUCUCCCGAACUUCAGUCAAGCAACCCACUCCUUGGAAUAAGGAUUGAUAUCUGCAAUCGCAACGGCUUCUUCGAUAGUCCGUAUUAUAUGUUCUGCGUUCGGGCUAGAGACACUGGGGAUGAAUUACGGAUCCAUCGGCACACGAUCCCCGCGCUGGUGCCCCUAGAGCAAUAUGAGAAGCAGUAUCUUCCUAUCUCAUCUUUAGACGACGAAGGCUACGGGGGCUCAGACGACUCAGGACUCAGCAUCAACGAACGAGGAACGACAACGAAACAGGAUCUUCACGGCCUCGUCGCUCGGGUCAGAUAUGAUCUUGUGUGCUGGCGGCUAAGGAAGGACGUCACAGAAUGGUUACGAAAAGAAUUGGAUAUUCCAGAGCCGUCUGCGCAACGUCCGCGCUCCUUCAAGAAUCAAGCAGGAGGAACCAAAGAGGAAGCCGAUAAUAAAGGUGGUGACACCGAAAUGCGCUCUACUGAAGAUGAUUCCGACUAUGAAAGCGAUGAUAGUAAUUCGGAACGCGGAUCAGAAGAAGAUGAAGAAGACGAAGAAGAGGAGAUGACCGGAAAAUUCAACGUGCAGUCUCUCGCCAGCCUAGAGGUCGACGCGCGCCAACUCCGCAUCGUCUGGUUCGAUGACCGCGUUGGUCGGAUCAAGAUCUCCGACGAUGGGAAGGUGCAGAAGGCGGUUGUGAUUGGAUUAGAUGGCAACAGGGUCAAGGACGUGGAGAGGAUCCUGAUGGGCGACGGCGAUGGGAGCGUCAGCCUUUAUGAUCUGGUGGGUCGGUUGGAGGAGGUUUAUAACAGAUCUCUGAGAACUGAAGACCGUGAAAGAGGCGAGCAAGGGGGGGAAAAGGCAAGGAUGACGCGAAGGCCAUGA
Messenger RNA from Fonsecaea multimorphosa CBS 102226, 1176 nucleotides. RefSeq lists its product as uncharacterized. The coding region runs from base 1 to 1176 and encodes 391 amino acids. The record is from RefSeq and is a predicted model, not a curated record. Gene Ontology annotation, cellular component: kinetochore; Mis6-Sim4 complex. Lineage: Eukaryota; Fungi; Ascomycota; Eurotiomycetes; Chaetothyriales; Herpotrichiellaceae. The transcript is spliced from 2 exons.